Penicillium brevicompactum is the source of this 966-nucleotide messenger RNA. RefSeq names its product DNA repair protein RAD10. NCBI's taxonomy places the organism in Eukaryota, Fungi, Ascomycota, Eurotiomycetes, Eurotiales, Aspergillaceae. The record is from RefSeq and is a predicted model, not a curated record. Bases 1 to 966 code for a protein of 321 amino acids. The transcript has a single exon. Gene Ontology annotation, cellular component: ERCC4-ERCC1 complex; nucleotide-excision repair factor 1 complex; nucleus. Gene Ontology annotation, molecular function: single-stranded DNA binding; damaged DNA binding. Gene Ontology annotation, biological process: UV-damage excision repair; mitotic recombination; nucleotide-excision repair.
AUGGACCCCCAGAGACCUGGGAAUAGCUUGCCAACUCGGACGGUGGACUCCCCAGCUUCAGACACCCCCGAAAGACCCAAGGUCCAGCAGCCGAAACCCCAAGCUCUCGCCAAUCGCUCCGGCCCUUCCUCGAUUCUCGUAUCUACGCGACAGAAGGGCAACCCGAUCCUGAGUCAUAUCAAACUCAUACCCUGGGAAUAUGCAGACAUCCCCGCUGACUACGUAGUGGGAGCCACAACGUGCGCCAUGUUCCUUUCCUUAAAGUACCACCGUCUACACCCCGAGUACAUCUACGCCCGAGUCAAGCAGCUAGCCGGAAAAUACAACCUGCGUCUGGUAUUGGUUAUGGUAGACAUACAGAACCACGAGGAUAGUCUGCGGGAAUUGUCAAAAACAUCCAUCAUCAACAACCUAACCUUGAUCCUGUGCUGGUCCGCACCCGAGGCAGCGCACUACCUCGAGUUAUACAAGUCUUCGGAAAACGCACAACCAACAGCAAUCCGUGCCCAACAGCCACAGACAUAUAAAGAGUCCCUUGUGGAAUUCGUUACGGUCCCACGAAGCAUCAACAAGUCCGAUGCCGCCAGUCUGAUAUCAACGUUCGGUAGCCUGCAAAAUGCCAUCAAUGCACAGCCCGAGCAGAUCAGUGCUGUGCCAGGUUGGGGUGAGAAGAAGGUUCAGCAGUGGUGUAAUGCCGUACGGGAAGACUUCAGGGUUGAGGGCGCGAAGAAGUCUUCGGCUGUUCCCCGUCCGCCCCCUGUGGCACGUGCUGAUGAUAGACCUCCGCAGGAUGUGGAGGAGGAGGACGAGGAAGAGGCCAUUCUCCGAGCGGUGCUUGAAGAAAGUCGUAAAACAGCUGCCUCGGAGGCUGCGAAAUCUAGUGCGCCGAGGGCUGGCCAAGAGCCUGAAGAGAUGAGCGAUGGCAUUACGGCAGCGCUUGCACGAUUGCGAGAAAAUGGUGGCUGA